CCUCUCUCUUUAGGGGCCUCUUCUCUUUUUCCAGUUUUCUUCUUCUUUUUUCUUUUUUUUUUUUCCUUUUUUUUUUCUUCUCUCACUUUCUCGAGGCCUCCAUACUUUGAACCCUAGCUGGAGAAAAAAACCGUAAUUUUCUUGGAAACCAAACACCUCGAUUAAUUUAUCUCCAGUCAAUCGCCGAGAAAAAAAAUGCAGCACCAGAGGCUGAAGCAACAGCAACAAGCCUUGAUGCAACAAGCUCUUCUUCAACAGCAGUCUCUCUAUCAUCCCGGCAUCUUAGCUCCUCCUCAGAUAGAGCCAAUUCCCAGUGGAAAUCUGCCUCCUGGUUUUGUUCCAAGCACUUGCCGCAGUGUGUAUGUGGGAAAUAUCCAUACACAAGUGACUGAACCACUACUUCAAGAGGUUUUUGCAAGUACUGGCCCUGUUGAAGGUUGCAAGCUUGUCAGAAAGGAAAAGUCAUCGUAUGGAUUCGUCCACUACUUCGAUCGCAGAUCAGCUGCUCUUGCUAUAUUGUCUCUAAAUGGAAGGCAUUUGUUUGGACAGCCUAUCAAGGUCAAUUGGGCAUAUGCUAGUGGUCAGAGAGAGGAUACAUCAGGUCACUUUAACAUUUUUGUUGGGGAUCUCAGUCCUGAGGUUACUGAUGCAAUGCUGUUUGCAUGCUUUUCAGUCUAUCCCAGUUGUUCGGAUGCAAGGGUUAUGUGGGAUCAGAAAACUGGGCGUUCAAGAGGAUUUGGGUUUGUUUCAUUCCGUAACCAGCAGGAAGCACAAAGUGCAAUUAAUGACUUAAGUGGAAAGUGGCUUGGCAGUCGGCAGAUUCGUUGUAAUUGGGCAACAAAGGGUGCUAGUAGCAAUGAUGACAAGCAGAGCUCUGAUGCCAAAAGUGUGGUGGAACUUACCAAUGGCUCAUCUGAGGAUGGUAAAGAGACAACCAAUACUGAGGCUCCUGAGAAUAAUCCUCAAUAUACUACUGUUUAUGUGGGCAAUCUUGCUCCGGAGGUCACCCAACUUGAACUCCAUCGUCACUUCCAUGCUCUUGGUGCUGGGGUGAUAGAGGAGGUUCGGGUCCAGCGUGAUAAAGGCUUUGGCUUUGUGAGAUACAGUACUCAUGCUGAGGCAGCUUUGGCUAUUCAGAUGGGGAACGCUCAGUCAUAUCUAUGUGGCAAGCAAAUAAAGUGUUCUUGGGGCAGCAAGCCUACACCACCAGGGACAAGCUCCAAUCCACUUCCCCCACCUGCAGCACCAUUACCCGGUUUUUCAGCCACUGACCUUUUAGCUUACGAACGACAACUUGCCAUGAGCAAGAUGGGUGGAGUUCAUGCUCUAAUGCACCCACAGGGACAGCAUCCUCUGAAGCAGGCAGCAAUGGGGGUGGGUGCUGCUGGAGCAAGCCAGGCUAUAUAUGAUGGUGGAUACCCGAAUGUUGCUGCUGCCCAGCAGCUAAUGUACUAUCAGUAACAUAUAAAGAAAUAAGUGGUUGUGUGGUAAUAUCCUUAUUUCCUGCAUUUGCAGGUUUUUAAUUUGAGUUCUAAAUAGGAGGAGGCUUUUUAAAUGUAUUUUCCCUUGGAUAGCAGUGAGGCUGCAUGCCAUCCUGCUUUUUAUCUUUAUAUAGCAUAUGUUUGUCGAUUGUAUCAAUCUUACGUAUUUCCAGAUUUUAUCCGAGUUCUAAAACGUGUAGGAAGCUUCUUAAUGUAUUUUCUCCUUUAUACA
Messenger RNA from Gossypium raimondii (Peruvian cotton), 1713 nucleotides. RefSeq names its product oligouridylate-binding protein 1B. Gene Ontology annotation, cellular component: cytosol. Gene Ontology annotation, molecular function: mRNA binding. The transcript is spliced from 12 exons. The coding region runs from base 196 to 1461 and encodes 421 amino acids. The record is from RefSeq and is a predicted model, not a curated record. Lineage: Eukaryota; Viridiplantae; Streptophyta; Magnoliopsida; Malvales; Malvaceae.